Messenger RNA from Volvox carteri f. nagariensis, 2192 nucleotides. It is a transcript of the gene elg8, whose product is annotated as acetylglucosaminyltransferase. Bases 72 to 2192 code for a protein of 706 amino acids. The record is from RefSeq and is a predicted model, not a curated record. NCBI's taxonomy places the organism in Eukaryota, Viridiplantae, Chlorophyta, Chlorophyceae, Chlamydomonadales, Volvocaceae. Gene Ontology annotation, molecular function: glycosyltransferase activity. The transcript is spliced from 19 exons.
ACAUGUAACGAGAAGUCCAAACUUGGGCUGACUUUAACUAGCUCCGUAGACAACCGUGUGCGCUAGGCAACAUGCCGAGGCAACACCAAAUACUGGAUACAUUGUUCUUACUUGGUCUUCAAUUUUUAGUCCCGACGCACGCUCAAAUUGAGCCCGCCAUCGUAGCUAACAAGCCAUGCCCAGCCGGAUGCACCAGCCAUGGCAACUGCAACGGCGAAACGGGCCUGUGUGAAUGCCGGUUCGGAUUUGGCGGUCCCGACUGCAGCACGCGUCUCCUGCCCGCCUGCCACAGCGCACCCGACCUCGCCACCUCCAUACCCGGCUACGGACACCUGUUCCCCAAGAACUGCUACUGUCUCAGGCAGCUGGUCAACUCUGCUUGCCCCCGGUCCACCUUCCAAGACCCCUCCCAGUGCCCGUACUUCCAGUUCUGGGACUGGAAGGAAACCCGCUGCUACGUGCUCAAGACGUUAGCAGCUCAGGAGGAGGACCCCUUCCAGUUCGUUGACUUCCCCCCGCCGGAGCCGUACGUACUGCAAAAUGGGGAUGUGCUGGUGGGCCUGGAGAGGUGCCCCGGAAGAUGUUCAGGUCGCGGGUGGUGUGUCAAGAAGGGGGUUGAGGACACGUACACGUGCCGGUGCCACGGGUUUUAUGAGGGUGAAGCGUGCGAAACCCCGCUCAACCAGCACUGCUACCGCAACUGCUCGGGCCGGGGCACCUGCAGUGGGGGGUUUUGCCACUGCCAACCGCCGUACUGGGGCCUGGGCUGCACCAGGAGUAAGGCCUACGUGGCGGAGACCUGGCUGCCCCACCCAACCAAGCUAAAGAUCUACGUGUACGACCUUCCGGAACGGGUGUCGUACAGGAAACCCUGGCAUGAUGAGCCGGCCCUCCUAGACACCAUGUACCUCGCCGAGCUACUGUUCAUGGAGCAGCUGCUGGGGGACUGGUCCGUGCGUACGGAAAACCCCUGGGAGGCAAAUUUGUUCGUACUGCCAACGUACACUAUUUACUACACAGGGAAUAUCGGCUUUCCCGCCAAGCACUUCGCCAACGUCUUCAACUACGUACGAAGCAACUAUCCGUUUUGGAAUCUGACCGGCGGUCGCAACCACGUGGCGUUUGCCACCAACGAUAGGGGCUGCUGCGACCUGUACAAACUGGCCAGAUCAAAUCCGGAGCUCCAACACCCCAUAAAGGUGGUUCAUUUCAGCCAGACUUCCGACCCGGCGCUGGAGGCGGCGUUUCGGGAAUUUAAGCGGUUGGCUGUCCACCAGACUUCGGGGGGAGCGGAGGGGGAGGCGAUGGAGGAGGACGGCGGGGGGACGGUGAUGCAGGAACUGCCAGAGGCGCUCGUACGGUUUCGGGGCUUCCCGCCGUACACAUUGGAAGCCCUUCGAAUGGAGCGGGAGCCGUGUUUCAGACCCGAACAGGAUGUGGCCGUUCCCAACUACCUGGAGAGGGGAUGGAUAGGACGUCUGCAGGAGGCGUAUGCGUACGACAGGGAAGGCAACGCUGUACACCGUGACAAACAACGGCCGUACCUAUUUUACUUCAAUGGAUACUCCAAACCUGACAUGGCGUACAGCGGCGGUGUACGGCAGGGCCUCCUGAGCAUGUACCACAACUUGACACGGGGGGACGUGGCCAUCAACCCAGGCUGCUGUACGGCAGAAUAUAUGCUCCAAUCGCGGUUCUGCUUGUGUCCCCUGGGAUAUGGUUGGGGCAUCCGGUUGACACAAGCCAUGCAAUCGGGCUGUGUGCCCGUCAUUGUGCAGGAUCACACAUACUCGGCGUUCUGGGACCUGCUGCCGUACGAGAAGUUUUCCGUACGUAUCAACCGUCACAACCUGCACCGCCUGUUUGACUUGCUUGACGCCGUCACUCCUGAGCAACUGAAGGAUCUCCAAAAGGGCCUUGCGGACUAUCACAGUGAGAAACGUGUAGACACGUCAGAGGCCGUCAAAAGCCAGGCGCUUCCUUUGGAAGUGGCUUGGUUGCUGAUGGUUGCCAUGGUCCCAAUGCGGAACCAUGCCUUGGCAGUAGAGCUGUCACAAAGAGGAUGUGGCAUCGUAGGAAACAAGGCCUGCAACAUCAGGGCUUCGCUUCUGGCUCCGAUUGGGCCCCUAAAUCCGAGCCACCAAGAUUUCCUGUACGUCACUUACUUUUACGGCAACAGCGAUUUUACUUAA